CGGAAGUGUCGCACUGGUUCGCGGAAGAGAGGUCGAAGUUGUUGUAGAAGAGUUUUGGAGCAGAUGAUGGGAGGACGAGGCGUCGGGAGAGAAGGGCAGAUUCAAGAGUUGAAGACGAGAGCGUGUAUCUGACUGCCUGGGUGGAAUAAGACUUCAGUUUCCAUUUAAAGGUCCCCUGCUGAACAUUGAAUGAGGUCACAGAUGGGUGAACAAAGACGAGCAGGGGACCAGUGAAAUGUCGACAUGGGAGCCGCAGGGGAUUGGUGAGUGUUUGGCCUGGAAGAUGCCUGGAGACGCCUGACUAAAUAUGUCAGCCACGGCUGUCAAUGGCUCCGAUGUUUCACUCGAUGGAGAGUCCUUCCACCCCGUGGAUACAAUACUGUUGGAUUCUGCCAGCUCUGUUAAGUUGCGCAUAAAGGAGGAAAGGUCAGAAUCUUUAGGUUCUUCGGCGCCCAACGAAAAUGAAAUCCUGGGAACAGAUGGAGAAGGCUCCUCGCACAGCACUGCUGAGGAGCCGGAGCGUAAAAGAAAGAAGGGCCCUGCACCCAAGAUGCUCGGCAAUGAAGUGUGCAGUGUGUGCGGAGACAAGGCUUCUGGCUUUCAUUACAACGUGCUGAGCUGUGAGGGCUGCAAAGGCUUCUUCAGGCGUAGUGUCAUGAAAAAUGCCAAGUAUACCUGCAAGAACAACGGCAAAUGUCAGAUGGACAUGUACAUGCGCCGCAAGUGCCAGGAAUGCAGACUUCGGAAGUGCAGAGAGGCUGGCAUGCGGGAACAGUGUGUGCUUUCUGAAGAGCAGAUCCGAAGUAAAAAGAUCAAGAAACAGCAACAAGACGAAGAUGUGGUUCGAUCCUCUGCAGUUUUAAUUCCACCCAGUCCAUUGGUGGUCACUCAGGACGUUGUACAGCUAACACCACAGCAAGAAGUAAUGAUCCAGCAACUGGUCUCCGCACAGCAACAAUGCAACAAACGCUCCUUUAGUGAUCAGCCCAAAGUAACGCCAUGGCCGCUUGCAAACGACCCCAAUAGCAGGGAAGCCCGCCAACAGCGCUUUGCUCACUUUACAGAGCUUGCCAUCAUCUCUGUGCAAGAGAUUGUGGAUUUUGCCAAACAAGUCCCAGGUUUUUUGGAGCUAUCUCGAGAAGAUCAGAUAGCGCUUCUUAAAGCAUCCACCAUUGAGAUCAUGUUGUUGGAGACGGCGAGGCGUUACAAUCAUGAGACCGAAUGUAUAACCUUCCUGAAAGACUUCACGUACAGCAAGGACGACUUCCACCGAGCAGGGUUACAGGUGGAAUUUAUAAACCCCAUCUUUGAGUUUUCACGUGGCAUGAGGCAGAUGCAGCUGGACGAUGCAGAAUAUGCCCUCCUAAUAGCGAUAAACAUCUUCUCUGCUGAUCGGCCAAAUGUGCAGAACCAUCAGCUUGUGGAAAACCUCCAGUUACCUUACGUGGAAGCUCUGCAUUCCUACACCCGCAUCAAGCGACCUCAGGAUCACCUGAUGUUUCCUCGUAUGUUAAUGAAGUUGGUCAGCCUGCGCACCCUCAGCAGCGUGCACUCAGAACAGGUUUUUGCCCUCCGUCUUCAGGAUAAAAAACUGCCACCUCUUCUGUCUGAGAUCUGGGAUGUUCACGAGUAGACGCUAAUGAACAGUGUGCACCUGAGACCCUCUGACCUCCUUAACUUGCUAAGCAAUGGACGAUACAGGCACUGCAUAUGGACUAAAUGCCAGGCCUGCAUCAAAGACCUUUCUGACAUCACCUAGGGAGAUGAUGCAAACAUUUCAGCUAACCCAUGGAAGGUUAGGUACCCUAAGUAAAGAGACUUGAGACCGGGGAGAAGUACAUACAGCUUUACAGUGACUUAUUUAUAGCUGGCCUGAUCAGUAGAAAGGGAUGCAAUCUCUUUCUUUUGGGGCUUCUACCAUGUUUGUCUCGUUUCGGGCUGGUUUUGUUUAGCUGAACCUUAGGUUGGUGACAAGGUAAGAUACAGGGCUUCUUACCCUCCCCACAGGAUGAUGACUUUUAUAAAGUAACUCCCCUGCAAGGCUAUAUGUGACAAUGACUUCAGAGCAAGUCAUGUGCUAGAUGUAAAUGUACAGAGAUCUUAUAGUUUAGUCUCGUGAAGCAGUGACUGAGCCACUGGUCUUCGCACUAAUCCUGCUGUUGUGGAAAAAAAAAGUUAGUAUUUUCUUAUACGGAGGCGACUGAAUGUUGUGCUAUGAGAUUAGCUACCCCCAGUGCUGUCAGUGUAGUGGAUCAGAUACCACUGUGUCUGGUCCUGCAAGGCUUCAUGGAUCAGAACAUCCCCGUGAUCCCCUUCAAGCAUCACCAUAAGGCCUCCUGCACACGCGUCUGCCCCGUGGCCGUGCUGCGGGCCGCAAUGCAUGAACACCGACUGUGGGGCAGCUGCAGCGGAUCGCGGACCCAUUCAUUUUAAUGGGUUCGCGAUCUGGCAGUACUUCAAAAAGAUAGGAAGUGUUCUAUCUUUUUGCAGAACGGAAGUCCAGGACAAAACCCCAUGGAAGCACUCCGUAGACCCGUUGAAGUGAAUGCGGAAUGCACAUGGAAUGGUGCCCGUGUAUUGUGGAUGCGCAAAUGCGGUCUGCAAUACGGCAACGAGACACCUACGGUCGUGUGCAGGAGGCCUAAUGCAGUAGACCAUCUUCCACAUGCUAGAAGUUACUCAAUCCUUCCUGCAUUAAAUCUUGAACUUACAUGGACUUUUCUGCCACCUCCAUUUUAGUUGGCAUUUGAUAUUGUUGAUGAUUUUCUUUUCUUGGCACUUACUGUAUUCUGCUUGGCUGGCAGGUACUAGAGGAUAUUUUGGCCUAUAAUUCCAUAAUCAAAUAUUUUUUAAUGCCCUGUAGCCUAACAGCAUAUAACUUGCUUUUGGAUACUCAUUAACUCGUUUUCCUGCCACUGCUUUUGGCUCCUGGUCCUGGACUGUGUGUCUUUCUUUUCUGUGUAAAGUGGGCAGUACUUAAAGGGGUAUUCCAGAACAAAGAAAAAUGUGGGAUGGUUGUUAAUUGGUUAAAAAAAUAAAUCUCUUCUAUUCUGAUGGUGCUCGGGUCCCCGUUGUGAUCCACUUCCUGAUUCCACUUUUUUCUAAGAUAGGAGAAGGACGUGAAGGGGACAGCAGGGGCCUGGUUACCGUCUUAAUAGCAGUGAGGAUCAGCAAAGUGUGUAUAAGCCCAUUUUUUUAACCUAUUUAUGGCCAUCUUGCUUUUUUCUGUCCUAGAAUACCCCUUUAAGCCCUGCCCACAUGACAGCUAAAUUUCCCACAAGCACCUGAUUUUCUGUACUGUACUGCGCUGCUGACAUUAGCCAGUAGAAAACAACCAGUGUAGCAACUAUAGGCAUUCAAAUAUUCAUAUUUAAAUAUUUGUUUUUUGUAGAAAACUUACUGUUGGUGGUUGAGUGCCCGUCACACUGCCAAGCGGCGCAGAAAGAGGCAAAAAACAGCUUGGGGCAUAGUGUGCAUGCCCGCCUAGUUCAGAACAAGAAGUGCGGGUAUCAGCUAUGCAUGCUUAACCUAGACUACCGGGGAUGGAAUAGGCUUGUGGGAAUAAAACUUUAACCGAAUGAAAAUAAUAUUUGUGGCUACAGCUAUGACACAAAAACUGCAGAAUUACAUAUCCCCCCCCCUCCUCCAUCAGCAGCUUCUCUGACGUUUCGACAAUCUGUGGCCUUCCUUUCAAGCACUUAGAUGGUAGGUGAGGCGGGGUAUUGGGUUAGCAGAACCCUGUUGUAAUAAAAGCCCCCCCCCCCCCCCCCCUUAUCAUUUGUAACUAACCAGAACACCCUAAAAUUGAGAUUGAAAAAUGAUUCUUGGUUGGUGCACCAAGCACUAGAUUUGUCGGGAUUGCACAGCCUGGUCAAUUGAGCGUUCCCCCAUAAGUAGCUUUUAGUUGGGUCUCCUGAUCCAUGGGCAGUUUAUUCUUGAAGUGAACUGCCAGACACGGCCAUUUGUUAUUAGCUGUAUGGUAAGCAAAGACUGUCACUUCUCCAAUGUAAAGGGUUUAUUCAGAUGCACCUUCCUUCAAGAAAUAGCCCUGUAGGUUCAAGGACUUGUAAUAGGACCGCUUUGCUCAUAUGACAGGUCUGUUAUAGAAAAUAUUUCCAUCACCCAUUAAAUAGCAAUACUGGAACAUUAUUUUUUUUUUCUUAAUUGCAUGGUUGCUUUAUGCCUCCUGGAAAUGAAUAAACUGACAACUGGAUGUUACCAUUCCCUUGGUAAAAGGGUGUGUCCUUUCACAUUCCGGCACUAUUAAAUGAGUGCUUCCAGUGUCACUGUGUAGGGACACACCCUGUUAACAAGAGGAAUGGUAACAUCCAGUUGUCAGUUUGUGCACAUAUUCCACAGCACGUUAUAAGUGAAUAUAAUAAAUUAUUCCUCCUGGAUAUGUACACAAACUGACAACUGGAUGUUACCAUUCCUCUCGUUAACAGGGUGUGUCCCUACACAGUUUCACACUGGAAGCACUCAUUCAGUAGUGCCGGACUGUGAAAGGACACACCCUUUUGGCAAGAGAAUGGUAACAUCCAGUUGUCAGUUUAUUUAUUUCUAGGAGGCAUAACCAAGGAAAGGCACCAUGCAAUAACCAAGGAAUAAUACGUACACUGCAGGAGUGGAGCCUACACGGUAUAGGGUAUAAUGGUUUUCCAGCUCUGGGGUUUUGACCCGCACUUGGUUUUGGCUAACAAUAACUGAUGCAGAACACGGACUAUGUGAAUGAGGUCUUAAGAAAAGAUGCUCUGAAUCGGUAUUUCGUGGGGAAUUCUUGAGUUUACAAGGCGAUAGUCCAUGUGGAUCGGUCAGACAUCUACACGGAUUUCACAAAGCUAUAUAGAAACCUCAAUAUACAUAUAUUUGUGGGUAUAUUUUGACACAUUUGAAGUCUUACUUUAAUAGGUUGUCCACAUCACCCCCAUCCUUUUGCUUUGAAGUUUUUGAGGCCAGCAGUCUAGCUUCCGGUUUAAUUCGCUUAGAAAUGGUUCUAAGAAAUGUUAAUUUGUAAAACUUCAUCUUCCAGGGACACAUGGUUGCUGCAGAUUGGAAAGGAAAAAAAGCCUUGAAAACUGCACUGCUGCUGCUACUGCAUUGUGUGACCAUUCACGCACACAAUAUCCGACCGACAUUUAAAAAUGAUCUGCCACCAGCGACCUCCCUAUCAAACUGUUUACCUAGACAUAGCUGGGGUUCACCUUAUUAAAACGCUGUUUUUCUCCUGUUCAUCUGAGUCUCCGUUCCUGAGUUAUGAUACAUUUUCUUAAUAGGUAUGCACUACUUUUUUGCGGUGCAGAGGCACGGACAGAAACCCUACGGAAGCUCUCCGUAGUGCUUCUGGGGGGUUCCUUGCCUCCGUUCCGCACCAACCUUUCAGAUUGCAGACCCAUUCAAGUGAAUGGGUCCGCAUCCGUGAUGCAGUGCAAGAACAGCCAGGGCCUGUAGUCGGGGCCCGGCUGGCACACGGUCGUGUGCAUGAGCCCUAACUCCGGAAUGGAGUCUCACAUUAACGAAAUAAAAACCAUGUUCUAAUCAGGUGAAGUGAAUCAUAGCUAUGUGUCUAUGCAAACAGGAGGUCGCCGGUGACGGUUCUCUUUAAAGAGAGAACUGUCCCAGAGUGCUUCCCAUUGUACAUUUUGUUUUUUUGCCAUAAGGGGAAUCCAGGUCUUGUUGGUUUUGAUGUGGUUGGCUUUUAGAAGCCAGGUUAGGACCACUAUAUCGCCCCCUACCGUUCUCUGCAGAGAGUUCUAUCUAAAAUUCAGUUCAGUAGAACCCUCUAAGGGCUCUUUCACACCUGCGUUAUUGUCUUCCAGCAUAGAGUUCCGUUGUCGGGGCUCUAUGCCGGAAGAAUCCUGAUCAGUUUUAUCCUAAUGCAUUCUGAAUGGAGUGAAAUCCG
Bufo gargarizans (Asiatic toad) is the source of this 5899-nucleotide messenger RNA. RefSeq names its product oxysterols receptor LXR-beta-like. NCBI's taxonomy places the organism in Eukaryota, Metazoa, Chordata, Amphibia, Anura, Bufonidae. Gene Ontology annotation, biological process: cell differentiation; positive regulation of transcription by RNA polymerase II; negative regulation of transcription by RNA polymerase II. The transcript is spliced from 11 exons. Gene Ontology annotation, molecular function: nuclear receptor activity; RNA polymerase II cis-regulatory region sequence-specific DNA binding; zinc ion binding. Bases 308 to 1633 code for a protein of 441 amino acids. The record is from RefSeq and is a predicted model, not a curated record.